Molecule: messenger RNA, 2919 nt
Organism: Sphaerodactylus townsendi
Lineage: Eukaryota; Metazoa; Chordata; Lepidosauria; Squamata; Sphaerodactylidae
Gene: P4HA3
Product: prolyl 4-hydroxylase subunit alpha 3
Exons: 16
Coding region: 1-2145 (714 amino acids)
Biological process (GO): peptidyl-proline hydroxylation to 4-hydroxy-L-proline
Cellular component (GO): endoplasmic reticulum
Molecular function (GO): procollagen-proline 4-dioxygenase activity; protein binding; iron ion binding
Source: RefSeq, a predicted model, not a curated record
AUGCCGCCGACAUCGCCGAACUUGAAAAGCGAUGUCAGGAAGCUUAUAGGCGUCCAGGGAACCCUCGGUUUUACCACAGGAGUUUCUGGGAAUUCCCUAGAAGCUUGGCUACAAGGCAUUGCUUCCUGGGUUUUCCCCCUAAACGCAGGCAUUAUGGGAUCUCUAUAUGAUUCUAUGAUUGACCUCCAGGGUAACUUUCGCCAAGAGCAGACAGAGCACCAAAGCCAGACUCUCUGGGGAUUCGCCACUCGCAGGUUCGAUUUCGCUUUUCAAUCUCCCUUCCAGCCCACGCCAAAGGAUUUCUGCCUGGAAAAUUUGGCUUCCCGGACCAUCUGUGCAAAUCCAGUUGGGAAAGAUGCAGAGCCGUCCGCCAUUCCCCUGCAGGGCCGAUUCGGCACCGGUAGACCCUCCAACAUCUGCCUUCUGUUCCUCUCUCCUCUUCCACUCCCCGGAAAAGUUGUUCUCUCGUCCGAUGGGCUUCCCAGCUGCAGGCGAGAUCCCAGUCGAGGAGGAGAGGUGAGCCCAGAGACGCGGUUCUGGAAACAGCUUCAGGCCGCCUCCGUUCAGGACAAACCGGCCGAAGAAUCCGGCGCUCGCCUGCGAGGAAAGCAUCCAGGCAGGCGCUUGGUGACCGAGAGAGAACUCCUCCGGUACUCCUUGCACACGUACCUCGACGAAGAGACCAGCAGGCCUCAAAGACCUCCCAGAGAGUUCUACGAGAAAAUCCUGGCCACGCAUCAAGGAAUGGGGGACUCCGUGGUUAACCCUUUGUCGGCCUACACUCUGAUCAAGAGAUUGCAGGUAGACUGGCUGAACGUGGUGUACAGCGCGGAGGCCAGCCAAAACAGUCAAGCCCUCAAGAGCAGCUACCAGAAGAUGGAGAAGAGCCUGCCCGCCUUCGAGGAUCUGGAGGGAGCCGCCCGGGCGGUGAUGCGCCUGCAGGACGUCUACGCGCUCAGCGUCCAGGGGCUGGCCCGAGGAAAGUUCCAGAAGGUCAGCGGGGCUCCUCUCCUGGACAUCUACAGCCCCGGGCAGGAUUUUUCCCUCUCUGCCGAUGAUUGCUUCUCCAUAGGCAAAGUGGCCUAUGACAUGGAGGACCACUACCACUCGAUUGCAUGGCUAGAGGAAGCAGUCAGCCUCUUCCGCGUCUCCUACGGCAGCUGGAACACAGAGGACGAAGGGAGCCUCGAAGAUGCCCUCGACCAUCUUGCUUUCUCUUACUUCAAGGCAGGAAACAUCUCUCACGCCUUAAGCCUCUCCCAGGAAUUUCUUCACUAUGAUCCGAGUAACAAGAGGAUCGCCAGAAACAUCCUGAAGUACGAGAAGCUGUUGCUGGACUCUUCCGAGAGCGGCGAAGAAGCCCCGGUUCUGCAGAGACCAAAUGUGACACACCUGGAGACCAGGGAUAUUUAUGAGCAGCUGUGCCAGUCCUUGGGAGCUCAGCCCACCCAGUACCAGCAGGCACGUCUCUAUUGUUCCUACGAAGCCAACGGGGACCCUCAACUGAUCCUCCGGCCCAUGAAGAGAGAAAUCAUCCACCACCAACCUUAUGUAGCCCUCUACCAUGACUUCGUCAGCGAUUCUGAAGGCCAGAAGAUCAAGGAAUUGGCCACUCCUCGGUUGCAGAGGUCAAUCGUUGCCUCAGGAGAAAGGCAGCAGAAAGCAGACUAUCGGAUAAGCAAAAGCGCCUGGCUGAAAGACACCGUGGAUCCCCUGAUUGUGACGCUCAAUCGGCGGAUCGCAGCCCUGACCGGUUUGAACAUCCAGCACCCGUAUGCAGAAUAUCUGCAGGUGGUGAACUACGGGCUGGGAGGUCACUAUGAGCCCCAUUUCGACCACGCGACUUCCAGAAAAAGUCCCCUUUACCGGCUGAAAUCUGGAAACCGAAUAGCCACGUUGAUGGUUUAUCUGAGUUCUGUUGAAGCUGGAGGAUCUACAGCCUUCAUCUAUGCAAAUCUGAGCAUACCUGUAGUCAAGAAUGCGGCUCUUUUUUGGUGGAACCUCCAUAGGAACGGAGAAGGGGACGGAGACACCCUGCAUGCUGGCUGCCCAGUGCUCGCAGGAGAUAAAUGGGUGGUUAAUAAGUGGAUCCAUGAACACGGACAAGAAUUCCGGAGACCUUGCGGCACCGAUCCAGAGGAUUAGCGAAGCCAAGCGUUCUGCAGAGUUCGGGAGACGCCCCAGGGGAUAAGAAAGCAGUCGAUUGCAGCUGGACGGGAAAGAGAAUCUGAAACCUGCUCUCUUCCAUCCUGACGCAGCUGGGCUGUCAGGCCCUGGCCAAAAUAUGUCUUGGCAAGAUUUCCCUCCGUUGUUUAUUUAUUGGAUGUGAAAAAGGAGAAGGCAACAAUGCACAGAAGGGGAGAGAAGGGAGCAGCAGGGAAUGCUAGGUGGUAUCGCCUCCCCCACCACAGCACAACUUCUGGGGCAAUGUUUUAUGUAUAUGUAGUGAUGUUCCCUUCAGCCAUUGGCUGAGCUGAUGCGGUGCCACGGAGUUGUCACAAACUGUCUAACUGUGGAUGGGAGUGUGGAAAUCGGCACAGAUAAGAGACUGAGCGUAAAGUCAGUUCUGCGGGGGGGGGGGGGGGGAAUCGUCACCUCGGGGCCCAGGAAGAGGAGGGACUGCAUGUUCCAGAGCAGAUGGGAUGUGGAAGGGAAAGAGACCAGGGAAGCAAGGAAGCUGGAAGGGGCCUCGCUUAAAUGUCAAGAAGGAUUGCGUGUUGGAGCAGGACUGGGAGGCGAACGGAAAUCUGGUUUCUCAUGUACGUUAAGUGCCGUCAAGUCAGUUCUAAUUCAUGGUGACCCAAUGAAUCAAUGCAUCUUUUUGCAUAUUUUACAUCCACCAUUUGGUUGCCCCCCCUGAAUAGACCCUAGAAGUGAAAAUGGCUAAACUGAGGCUAUCGUGUUUUGGUCACAUUAAGA